Molecule: messenger RNA, 4959 nt
Organism: Ctenopharyngodon idella (grass carp)
Lineage: Eukaryota; Metazoa; Chordata; Actinopteri; Cypriniformes; Xenocyprididae
Gene: nyx
Product: nyctalopin
Exons: 1
Molecular function (GO): protein binding
Source: RefSeq, a predicted model, not a curated record
CCCUUCUCUCCAGUGUACGUCCUCCUCCUCCUCCCCUCUCAGACCCUGGCCCUGUGGGCCUGCACUCGCUCCUGCCCUCCCAGUUGCACGUGUACUCAGGAGAAGAGCUGCAGUGUCCUGUGUGACCACGUCAACAUGAUGGACCUGCCCAAAGAGUUCCCAUGCGAGGCGUCCUCCAUCAACCUGGACAAGAACAGCCUAAAGUUUCUGUCCGAGCGAGCCUUUGGCACCCUGCCUUCGCUCAAGACACUCUCUCUCGACCACAACAACAUCUCCUUCAUUACGCCAGGAGCAUUUAAAGGGCUGCCCAACCUGGUAGAGCUGAGGCUGGCCCACAACGAGUAUAUCCGAUACCUGCACACUCGCACCUUCACGGCACUCAAACGAUUGGUGCGCUUGGACGUUUCCGACUGUAACCUGUUCAACAUGCCAGACCGGAUCUUCUUGGAGCAAAUCUCCCUGAAGGAACUGCUGUGUUUCCAAAACAACUUUCGACGCAUUCCCGGUGCCAUACGGGGGAUGGAAAACCUCACACACGUUUACUUGGAGCGCAACAAGAUUGAAGCGGUGGCCUACAACUCUUUGUUGGGCCUAACCAACCUCAAGUACCUCAACUUACAGGAGAAUCGCAUAAACGUGAUACAUGACGAGGCUUUCAAAGAUUUAGUGCAUCUGGAGAACUUCUACCUGAAUGAUAAUCUGUUGGUUGACUUGCCCCAGCAGGUUUUCAAGGGCCUAAGCAACUUGAAAAUGUUGAAUCUGGGUGGGAACCUGAUGACCAAUAUCUCCAAAUCAUGGUUCAGUGACCUGGUGGAGCUGGAGGUGCUGUACCUGGAUCGAAACCGCCUGUCCUAUAUCGAGGAGGGCGCCUUUGAGAACCUGACGAGCCUCAUCACGCUGCACCUCAACAGCAACAAUCUGACGUCUCUGCCCUUCUCCGUCUUCCAGCCCAUCUAUUUCAUCGGCCGUCUGUAUCUCUUUCGAAACCCCUGGGAGUGUACCUGCGACCUGGAGUGGUUGAAGGAGUGGAUGGAGAGCUAUAAGUUGGUGAGGGACAUCCCAUGCGCAUCCCCGUCCUCAGUGGCCGGCUUGGACCUGAGCGAAGUUGUCUACGCCCAUCUGAACGGCACCUGUCUGGAUCCUCCAGAGCUCAACCUGACCACAUCUCUUCCUGACUACCCUACCAUGGAGAACAAGUUCAACAGCCUAAUCUCCAAACUGCUACUGCAGGAACAGAUGGACGAGAUGGUUAACACCACGGACGGUCUGAGGAACGGCACCCAACAGGACCCCGCCGAGAGUCAGGUUUCUUCUGGACAUGGACUGUUCGGUGCUGCUCAGACUGUGUUUCUUCUUGUGUUUCUUUUUCAAGCCCAGAUUGACUGCAUUAAUGCGUCUUGAGAGUCUAGUGAAUACUAAAAGGGGUUGAAGCACAUUCAAGAGUGGAAAUAAUUUCCCAGUAGUUGGAUGGGAAACGUUUGGAUGAAAUGUUUGAUCCAUCUUGCCAUGAGCAGUGCGUUUUCUCAUGUUGAAAAUGAAAUUCUGGCAGAUAUAAUGGAGUUGGAGAUGAUCGUCUCUUUAAAUGAGUGGAAACUGGUCUUGAAGGGAAAGGAGUAUGUUUUAAGCCAAUGAGACUCUAAAAGACUUUGUGUCAAUAUGAAAGGCUUUAUUUAAGUAUAACUGAGGGCCAUUUUGUGAGACCUGCAACUAGUGGCACAAAUGUUUUUACACCAUUUUUUUUUUAUUUAGAUUUGAUUUUAAAAAAUCUUGAUAACGCAUCUUUAGUAUUAAUACGUUUGUACAUGUUCUGUUGCGUAACUUUGAAACAUUUGUUGUGUAGGAGAUUUAUCUGAUAAAGCUUCUCACUAUCAUUUCAGCAGAUGGCAUAACACACUGUCUAUUGUUUGGUUCAUUGAACUGAAGUUUCCAGUUCUGGAAAAUGCAUUAGUCUUCCUAUUCCAUAAAGCUUAAGUGCACUCUGUAACAUAAGCUGCUUCAUAUUGUAACCAAAUGAAUUGGCUUUAUCACCAUAUACUUUGACCAUAUAUUUUCUCUAUACAGAAAGCAAUGUGCAUAGAAGGAUGAUGUCAUGCUCCGAGCUAUGAGCUUCUGAGCUAUGCAUUAGAUUUGUGUAAGAACCCUUUUAAUUGUUUUAAUACAGAUUUUUGUUCAUUUGUGAUUAAUACUUUGAAUAAACAAAGGUCAUUGCAUAAAUAAUCACUAAAAUGACUCCCAUCCAGGUGCAAGAUAUUUGAAUGUCUAAAUCACUGGUGCAUGUCCAGCGUUAACUGCAUGUAGUUGCAUUUGUUAAAUAUUACAGUGCAAGUCUGGCCGCCUUAGGGCCUUUCACACUAAAAUUAAUAUGUCAGGUAAAACUUGUCUCAGAAAAUGCAUUCAUAAAAUGAAAAGUAUGAGAAAUUAUUCUCGUGGUACUACAGCAGUCAACAACCGUGCCCGGCUACUUUCACCUGUUUUAGAGAUACAUGGUCUUUUUCCGGUUUGAAAGUAUAAUUUUAUCUGUUUGUGGUGAGACUAUAUUUGACUAACUUAGUAAUUUUUUUUCUGCUAAAACUGACCAAAUACACUUGAGAAAUACAUUGUUAGAUAUUUUUUAGUUCACCAUUUCUGCCUUUUUUUUUUACUGAAAACAAUUCAUCCAUUUAAAAUCUGGCUCUGGUUUCUUAAAUAUUUUAAACCAAACUGGAGGAAAAAAAAAAACAUAUCAACAUUUGUGUAAGGUUAUGUAUGACAGCUAAAUUGAGACUCGUAUCUCUUUCUCUAUGGCACAUAUCAGUGCAUCGUUCAGGGUUCAGCAGGUGAAAAGUGUGGCUCUAUCAUUCAUUCAUGUGUGUAUAUUUCAUCAUUUGGGAGUCCAGCAUUUCAAACUUAUGUUCUUGAUUAUGGCAGAAACUGAUGUGAGGAAACUCGUUCUAGGAGGAAAGCAGUUUGUGAGUGAGCAGGAGAAAGUUCAAGAUAUUAUACCCCAAACCCAGCUGGAGGAAGAUGCCUUCAGUUGCGCAUCCUGGGAUUAGAAUGUAAAUAAAUCCUGCUUCUUUAUAUAACAACAGUUUGUAUGUAGGUUGUAUUCACCUCUAUAACGGUACCAAAAUACACUACCGUUCAAAAGUGUGGAGUCAGAGAGAUUUUAAAAAGAAAUUAAUGCUUUUAUUCAGCAAGGAUGCAUUAAAUUGAUCAAGUAACAACAUUUGUCACAAAAUAAUUUUUCUUUUAAAUAAAUGCUGUUCUUUUGAACUUUCUAUUCAUCAAAGAAUACUGAAAAAUCACUGUUUCCAAUGUUUUUGAUUACAUUGAUAAUAUGAAUGAUUUCUGAAGGGUUAUGUGACACUGAAGACUGGAGUAAUGAAUGCUGAAAAUCCAGCUUUGCAUCACAGAAAUAAAUAAAACUGUAUUUUUGAUCAAAUAAACCAGGCUUGAUGAGCAUAAGAGACUUCUUUGAGAACAUUAAAAAUCUUAACCCAAAACAUUGGAACGGUAGUGUAUAUUAAGACUGAAAAUUCAUGCCUGAACUCAGUUUCUAUUAUAUGGUUUCUAUUAUAGACAGAAAUAUGUUAGACAUACAGUGCCAUUCGUCAAGCAAACGCACACUCUGCGUCGCUCUCAGACAUAACUGGGCAUUGAUCCUGACUGCAGUCACACAGAGUCAAGCGGGCAGGGCGUGACCUACCACAGCUGCUGGGGAAAAUCUGGAAAAACAAAACGGUAAAAGAGGAACGAAAAGUUUCCGUUGGCCCCGUCUCUGCCAACUCACACAGAGAGGCUGAGCAAAAAUCUGGAUGAGACAACACAGAGCAGAGGACACAGAAGAUCUUCACCACAUUAAAGGAAAUAUAUUUUUUAAAAAAAACAAACAAACAAAAAAAACACGCUCAUACCGAAGAGCUGCUCCGUCAUCGGCAGAGCCAUGUACACAGGGCAGUUUGAGUAAACAGUUUGUCAUGUACAGAACCAUUCACAUGAACAGACAGCGUCUUUGCUUUGCAUGGACGCACCUCUUCCUCAGACAACUGCACAGAAUAAAAAUGGGAUUUCUGAGUCAACAUUAAUAUUAUCAAACGACACAUUUCUGAAAUGCCGGAACAGUUUUGUGCGCUCAGUUUCAUCCCAAACCCCUCAAUCUUGCAGCAAAGAAAAAUUAAGACAAUUUACAAACACAUUUUACUACAUGAUUGGUAAAAAUAAACUUUACAAAGUUGCCAAAAUGCAAGGGAUGUGCAUAGGUCUUUUUUUCCCUCCUCGUCACCGGCUCCACCUGUUUGAAUGUGUUUGUUCAGACGAAUGGAAUGUUUUCUGCUGUGGGUGACGGUCUGAACACAGCUAACACUGACAGCAUGGACGCUCGUGAAUGUUCACAUGCAUGAGAUCUCAUUCAAAUCUCUAAAACAUUUAUGCAGGUCUUUAGAGAGACAGUAUCCACGUGUAGAGGAGGGUGGACUGGGGAAAAACAAACCAAAAAAAAAAAAAAAAAGGCAAAGGUUUGGUUUUAAAUGAAAGCCAAAUCGGUGGGUUGUGCGCUAAAGCAGCUAGGGUCUGCCGCAUGGAUAAUGUGGGGAUUAUGUAUGAUGGCUGAGUUAAUGGACGGGCUGGACAGAUGAAAGCUAUGAGGAUUCUGUUGUAGUAAUUCUGCAUUUUUGCUCUGGUACUAACAGAAAAAUGGGCAGGAAAACUAUUCCUUUCAGGAAAAUGCAUCAUGUAGGAUACUGUCUCUUUAAAUCAAACGUCUACAAAAUGUUGCCUUCUAGCUAUAUAGACAUGACAAUAUUUAGUAAUUUAUUUUUUUAUUUUUUCAUUAAUACAACACUACGUCUAGGUAGUCUGUGAGGGGCCAAGACUGGGCUCACUGCAGGUACACUGAUGUUUUUGAACAUCAGAGGUGAGCUUCUGUUUGCAUCAUGGGAAAGUUCUGAAGUUUUUUUUUUUUCUUGCAGAGAUUCACUGCAA